Molecule: messenger RNA, 2509 nt
Organism: Aspergillus novofumigatus IBT 16806
Lineage: Eukaryota; Fungi; Ascomycota; Eurotiomycetes; Eurotiales; Aspergillaceae
Product: Zn(II)2Cys6 transcription factor
Exons: 1
Coding region: 346-2091 (581 amino acids)
Biological process (GO): regulation of DNA-templated transcription; DNA-templated transcription
Molecular function (GO): DNA binding; DNA-binding transcription factor activity, RNA polymerase II-specific; zinc ion binding
Source: RefSeq, a predicted model, not a curated record
GACCUAUCAGCCUGGCUUCCUUCUAGUCUAGACUAACUGUCUUCAUCGUCCUUCAAAUAACCCACUUCCAACCGUUUAUCUAUCACUUUUCUCCAACCGAUACCUCUUGCUUCUGGACUAUAUAGGUGUAGAUGGUGGUCCGCACUUCUCCUACCUGCCUGUGUAUCUCCCCAACCCUAUCAAAUGCUUCCCACGGCUCAGUUGAGCUAAUUGAAUCUUGGUUACCAUCUCGUUUCAUCGCUCAUCCCUCAUCCUCUUAAUCCCCUCUUUUCCUCCAAUCUCAAACUACGUGUCUGGUCGUUUUGAUAUAUGUUGGUCAAUUGAUAAGCUGCGUGGCGGUUCAUCAUGAACGGACCAUUUAUUCCAACCAAGAACCCUUCUCAGCCCAAGGGCUCUGGUCCUUCUCUCCUGGCUUGUCUUCUCUGUCGCCAUAAGCAUCUUAAAUGUGACGGGGUGACCCCUGUCUGUGGCCGCUGCGCAGCCACAGGGGCAGAGUGCCAGUACACUCCUUCUCGUCGUGGGUACAAAGGACCCUCCAAGAAACGGCGCGCCAACCCGUCGUCUCCCGAACGGACACCCUCUUCUGAUCAAUCGUCUUCGUUCGACUUCCAGUCGGUCGCACUACUGGAUACUUCCCAGGAUUGGACCGUUCCGGACGGACUUUCUUACAUUUUCCCAAACGGCUUCGCCUCUUCAGACUCGAAUAACUCCAUUCUCAACAACGAGAAGGCACUAGUGUCGGACUCUGCGCCGGUCAGCAACGGUUGCCCUCUCACUCCCGAUUCGGUGAAUUCCGUCGCUGGUGAUGGGUAUCUCAUUGAUAUUUACUAUACGUACUUUCACCCUUCGCAUCCGAUCCUUCCUCCGCUUCGUAUACUCUAUCGCUCUCAUGUGCCGCCAUUUCUCGAGCAUGUUAUCAAGUUCAUCGGUUCCCACUUUACCCCCGCCGCAAAUAGUGAGGUAUAUAGACCCUCCGUGAUGUCGUCAGCGAUGGAGCAAGAUAGCUCCGUGGAGAAGCUGCAGGCACUUCUGCUGCUGGCUGUUGUGUUGCAUUCGCGAAACGAGCGGGCAGAAGCCGGGCAAUGCCUCGCUACGGCCGUCGACCUGGCCUUCGAACUCGGACUUCAUCGUCAGGAUUUUGCCAUCUCCAUGGGCGGAGGUGAUCCGAUACGGGAAGAAAGUCUGCGACGCACUUGGUGGGAACUGUUCAUAGUAGAAGGCAUGUUAACUGCCCUGGGUGUCCAGCGUACCUUCCGCACCAGCCUAGUACCACUCGAGGUCGGCCUUCCAUGCGAGGAACGCAUCUUCCAGGAUGGAUUGGCCGCUCCACCGCCUCCUACCAUUGCUCAAUUUGAUGACCACAUUUUUGCCGACGAGGAGCGAGAUUUUUCCUCCUACACCUAUCGGAUCGAAGCUGUUCGUAUUCUCGGGCGGGUGGUUACCAUUCAGGACAUGCUUGAGGGUCAAGAAGACCAUGUGGAGGCGAUCGACGCGCGUAUCAACAGCUUUUUCCACCAUCUUCCCGAAUCGAAAGCUGAACUAAUGCGUCCAGAUGGGUCGGUGGACGAGAUGAUGUUCCAGGCGAAAAUGAUCGCGAACGGAGCGAGUGUCUACCUCAACUUCCCACGAUCCGACCUACUAUCGUCACCUGCGGUUGCUGCUGAAGUCAUCUGCGGACAUCAUGGUCCCUGCAGCAUCCCGGCCUUCACACACAAUGAUCAUGCCAUGAAAGCUCUCAAGGCAGCCAAGGACAUCUCCCAGUUAGCCUCCAUCCGAUUACCAGUCGUCAAACAUACACCCUUCUUCAUCUGCGCGCUGGUUCUCAGCUCCAUCGUGCAGUUAGCAUCCUGCUCCGUCAAAGCCGGGAGGAUGCCUGAACCCAGCCGGGAACGACUGAGUCUCACCAUCGGUGUCUUCAAGACUCUGGCGCGUACGUGGGCGAUCUCUCAGGCGAUAAUGCGACAGGUCAAGGCUGUGGCGCGCGACGUGUUGGAUGUUGGACUGCGGCCCGCCGCGGAGCCCCUGCAAGUGGAUUUGACGACUGUCCUUGACGGUGGCCGGUUCUGGUUGCCAGAGGCACUCCCCAGCUGAAUAGCUGUGCCGCCCUUGCCUUCCAACCUGAUUGAUGCCCGAUAUGAUUCUACGCAGUCUUCCUUAAAAUCUGCCUUGAUACCCACAACUAUGAUUGAAGUCAUAUCCGAGAAAGCACAUGAUUUACGCCGAGAGCUACUGGUCCACUUGAUGAUCAGCCGGAUGGACAUUGGGUGCGGCCGAGGGAACACCUUACAAAUCCCAUGUAUUCUCAGCAAGAUCUGUCGUUGCUUCUGACAAUGUAGGCCAGAAUCUCAAUCAAAAUGUCUAUCCCUCAUGAAUUUAUGGAGAUAGCAAAAUGAAGUCACCAGGUCAGCGUCUAGCAUUACAUGUCGCUUCUUGGGCGUAUUACAUGAGCGAUAAACCUAUAUCUGAUAUAUACGGAGUAUGCUUUUAUCCUUUAUCCUUCAACUGUCAC